UUUACGUUUUUUUAAAUACACAACACCCUUCUGUAUCGGUGCGGCAAGCUAAAACAACAAAUUAUCAGCAAUAGUUAGAUGAUUUAAAAAGAACAUAGGCCUCCUCAAAAUGCCAUCCGCAGAGCCAGCUGAUUGUAGUUCCGAAGCGAGGGAGUGUGCCAACGAAAACGGUGACUACAGCACCGAAAUGAUCACCGACGGUGCACUCAUGAGUCAUGAGUCGCCCGAUCCAGACCGACACCUAAUUCCCGGUGACCGUAUCGAACACGACGAAGAAAUUGACCUCCCUACGGUACGCGAGUUUACGCAAAACGAUACAAUCAACAAGUUUCUGCUGAAUUCAUUCCUGCAGCGCAUAAACGAUAGCACCGAGCCAGAGGGAUAUCGUGAAGCGGGUGCGGCUUCCAGUGCCGCCGAAGAACAAGAACAGGAUUUUGAUUCCUAGCUGAGCGAAGCGGUUGAUGAGAUACACCGCAUUACGUGUAACCGCGAUAAGAGACCCCGCUCGCCGGGGCGUAUCAUUUAAGUUUGGUGUCUAACAUAUUUGAACAGUGAGCGCAGCAGAUUAACGAUGAAUGAAGAAAUGAAGUGAAUAAAUAUCGCCUUAAUACGAAGCACGACGUUCGUUGUAUUUGUAGUGUGAAAUGUACUUUUCGUUCCGUAGCGUACACGCAAGGAACUGCACAGAUAAUAACUGUCACUGAGGACAGAUGCAGGGAAUUUGUUUGUGCCGGAAGAUUCCAGCCCGACCCGCAAUCACGACGGUUGAUUUAUCUUUUCCUUUAUCACUCGCACACUAACGAGAUAUGGAAGGUCCGGCGCGGCGGAUGAGCAUCGGCGCGGUAUUGUUGAGCUGAGCCCUUUCCGCUGAUGAUUGUCCUCCAAUCAGUUCGUGAUCGCUUCGUUCGCAGCACAGAUCGUGUGCACAUAUAUUCAUAGUAGCCGCGUAGAAACCUAGCCGAGCGGACGGUCGUGCACGUAAUCUCGGUCGAGUACGGCAGCGGCUUUACCAUAUCAAUCGUUGAAACUGAAGACAUCGUUCUACAGUGAUACCCAAGUGACAGACAACUGUGCACAGUUCAGUGAUCAGUAAUUUGACGGGAAAUGGAGAUGAAAACGAUCGUCAAAAAGCGCAGUCCCGCUGAGGAUGCACAGUGCGAAAAUGGAAGUGAGCAUUGCGAACCAUCAACCGGAGCUGCUGCCGAGGAGAAGGAACGCGGCGAGGAACCGAAGGCCGAAAACACGCUGAAACCGGGCUCGCAGAUACGGCCGGUGGUAAGCGAGGAGGAGGUGCGCAAACUUGCCGAACGUCUUUAUGGCAUUAUAGUGCUGGAAAUGUGCGAGCUCGAUUCAUACGAUGACCGCAAUUUCAUGAUCCAGGCCGAUAGCUACGUGAAAAAUCCAAUACUGAAAUCAAUCUGCUCCAGCGGUUACGUGAUGAAGAUAGCGAACUCGCUGGACUCGAGCGAUGAAUCGUUUUUUCAUGCACAAAAUGAGAUCAUGCUGCAUCUAAGCAAGCGGGGCAUCAAAUGUCCCGUGCCAGUGCAGAACAUUUACGCCAAGUAUCAUUCGCUGGAGACGCUAGGUGAAUCAAAGCACGUCGUACGGCUGCUGGAAUACAUACCCGGGAAGGUGUUCCACGGUGUGCCGCAUCCGGACAGUUUAUUUUACCAGGCGGGACAAUUUAUCGCGAGGAUUGAUUCGGCGCUAAAGUCCAUCGACAAGGAGCUGGUCAUGAAGCGACAGUCCAUUUGGAUGUUGGACAAUUUCCCUAAGCUGAAAGACUUCCUGUACGUUUUAAAAGACGAACACCACAAGGAUAUAGUCGAACAGGUGCUGGACGCAUUCGAACGGCGCGUGAUACCGAAUUUAAGCGAGUACGAGCAGGGCGUCAUCUACGGCGAUUUCAACGAACACAAUGUCAUUGUUAACAAGAAACCAUCGAGCGGUAAAGAGUAUGAAAUAGUGGGCAUUAUCGAUUUCGGUGACGUUUGCUAUUCCCGCUACGUCUUCGAGCUGGCCAUCGCCAUGACGUACAUGAUGCUGGAGGCAAACGAUCUUAACACGGGCGGACUGGUGAUAGCUGGUUACAGUAUGAUACGACUGAUUCCUCAGCACGAAAAAGAAAUACUUAGGGUUUGCGUCGCAGCUCGUCUAUGCCAAAGCCUAGUGUUGGGACUGUAUACGGCCACAGUCGACGCUGGUAAUCAGUAUAUUCUUUCCUCACAAACGCGUGGAUGGAGCGUGCUGGAAGCGCUGUGGAACGAAACGGAUAAAGACAUUUUGGUGCGAUGGAAUUCAAUUGCCGAGGAAUAUCUAACAUGUAGCUCGUGAGAGGCAGCCUGAUACGUAAAGUGAGUCAAUUCGGUACCACAAUGUAAGCAUUUAAUGUGUAGCCCGGCUAUAGUUAUACACACACACACACACACACACGUUAUAGCAUGAAGCACUGAAGCCUAAAAGAGGGCACAACACAGGAAUGGUGAAUGAAUCAAUUGUAGCAAUAAUGCUAGUUCCAAUGUCAUUUAUUCAAACUUAUGAAGCUUUUUAUACAGUACAAUGAGCUUGAGAAAAAACUCUUUUCGCGCCAUUGUGCACUUUAGGAAUGUAUACAAAGUAAUGUAUGAGAUAAAAGUUAGAUUGUCAAUAAUAUAUAUAUUUAGGAACAGUCCAACCCAAAAUUCGUCGAGUAUGAAAAAGGGCUUAGUUUUUCUUACGUGAAGAAGAUUUACGUAGUGCCAGAGUGUCCUUUUCGCAAAUAGCGCAGUUUUGUUUUAAGUACUUCUGUUAAAGGAUGGUGGUCCUUACUGUUUCAAAAAUUUCACACAAUUUAUCAAUUUGCUUUGUAGUUUCAAAUAAAUAGUUGUUUAAUGAAAACAUUUAAAGAUUAA
Messenger RNA from Anopheles stephensi (Asian malaria mosquito), 2891 nucleotides. RefSeq names its product hydroxylysine kinase. NCBI's taxonomy places the organism in Eukaryota, Metazoa, Arthropoda, Insecta, Diptera, Culicidae. The record is from RefSeq and is a predicted model, not a curated record. Gene Ontology annotation, molecular function: amino acid kinase activity. The transcript is spliced from 4 exons. The coding region runs from base 1105 to 2334 and encodes 409 amino acids.